AGCUGAACGCCACCCACCAUGAAAAAAAAACCUCGAAGAAGAACCGGCGGAGGGAUACACUUUUAUUAUAUGCAUCGCACAUCGAAGCCGGGCAAUUCUGCAUCAUCGGGAUACCGUCUCCACAGAUUUUCUGAGUUUAAUAAUCUAUUAAAGCUUUACAUACAUUUCGGUAUUUAAUCGAAGUACAUAUCCGUUUAGGACAGUACAUAGAAAACCUUACGGUGGGCGUUUCUUUAUCUUUGCAGAGUUAACGAGGCAACGAUGGUGAGUACAGACUGCUAACGUCAACGUGUCUACCUAGCUUCACUAGCUAACGUUAGCGCACUAUUUCUGAACGGCGUUAAAGUAACAAGUGAUCAUUGUUGCAUUUAGGCCUUUUUUUGCAAACAUUUAUCUAAUAUAACGCCUUCAAGCCUCUGUGUAAGCUUCCUUAUGAUUGUACUCGCUCUGAGGGGGUGGUCUUAUGAUGUUGCAUAAAUCACUAAGGUUAAUCUGGUUGUUCGUCCUAAAAUGGGUCAGUGAUUUCCUCCACUGAGGAGUAAACACUUACUGAAUAUCGGUCAGAUGCGCACAAUUACAUCCCGCUUGUGUCUCCUAGUAACUGUAUCUUGAUUUAUUGACUUUAAAAUCUGAAAAUGGGAUGGUUUUAUCCAGUGCAAGUUUUGCAAUUAUGGCGUUUUACUGGUUUUUGAGUCGGGGUGGAUGUGGUGGUGGUGAAGAGGCUGCUGCUGUGCAAAGUAGAGCGUCCAGAUUUUUGAAACCCACCUCAUUAAUCUUGUGAGAUUACCGUCGACAUUAUCUGGGGUUGUCUACGAUGCGGUUAUCCCACAUAACUAGUUGCUGCAACGUGGGUUGUACUUCUCGCAGGCGAAGCCAGCAGGAGCAGCAGGGUGUUUUGACAGGAGUGAAACAUGCGCAACAAGCGAAUAAAGGUUGAUCUGCGAUUACAUCACAGCUGUCUUCAUCGAGAUCCUCCAUGCUAGGACUGUGUGUGCUCGCACCACCACAAUAACGGUGACAGCAUCUCUCCGCUUUCGUAUUGCGCCAUAACGCGUUUGUACCGCAUUCUGCUCUUGCUGAAAUCUUCUCUUUGCAACCCCUCCUUCUGCGCCUCCCUUCCCCCCGCAUUGAACCAAACCGUACUUGAUGCAGUGGGCAGGACCCGCAGUGCACCCUCCAAAAUGGGAACCGAGGAUAUAUUUAUUUUUUUUACAAAGUGCCCUUUAUGGCACCUUUGCCUCUGUGUGUCAUCCCCUGACACAUGGUCUGUGAUAGAUACUAUCAUCUGCCACAUGCUGGCCAAACAUAAAUCUGUCUUUACUCAGUAGCAUGGCAUGUUUACUGAUGAAUCUGAAAGGCAGGAAAGAGUGGAUGCUUUGUGCUUUUCUUCACAGCAGCCUACAAAUCCGGUAACAGUCAUCUGUGCUGUAUCCCCGCUGCGCUUUGAUCCACACACUGCUUGCUUCAGCACCACUGAAUUGGUUGGCAGUGAACAGAAUGGAUACUCCGCAGUCAGUCUUGCCUGCUUCUUUUCACCCCCCACCCCCAUCCCCUACACACGCACACACCCCAACAUCACCACCACCACCACCACCAAACAACAUGGUGACUCAUCGAAACUGACUCGAAGAGCACAUGGCAUUGCCACCACCUCCAGCUACAGAAAUUUUUGCUUUUGAAAAUGCAAGAAGCUGUUUGAAAUUUACUGUUUAUCUUUGGACACAAAAUUUUGCAGCUUUGAAAGAUUAUUUGCCUUAUUUUUAAAGAACUUCUUAGGACCAGUGUUUUUUUCGUUGACGAAAAUAUUUCGUCAAUGCCCCUUUUUUCCACGAUGAAGACGUGACGUUGACAAGACAAAUAUAAGUCUUAGAUUACUAAAAUGAAACGAGACAAAUGUGCGUUUAGGUUGACGAGACGAGACCAGAUGAAAACAUUGGUGUGUGAGGACGAACACAGUUGCAAAAUUCAUGAGCAUUUCGUCACUCAAACGCUAAACAUAUAUUCUGCAGUGUCAUUUUCGUUGACGAUGUUCUUGACGAAGUAUUUUCAACAUCGUCAAUGAAAACAACACUGCUUAGGACCUUUACACACCGGGUCAGACGCAAAUAUAGAACAUGAAAUUACAAAAUAUUCUAAGGUGAAUUUUGCACAUCAAGCCUGAUGCGAUUCUGCGACUUUCUGGGGGGGAAAAAGACGCAUCCUGGGUGGAAGCGAGAAGACUGACACAACAGCAGACUGAUUGUUUUUCAGUUCUGAUUAGACACUAGUGUUGAGAUGUCUGUCUGUCAUGAUAGCAUGUACUGAUUGGUCAGAAGUGGACACACAGUAUGCGAAACUUGAGAAAAAUCGACCGUGAUCCGAAAAAAUAAAUGCAGCAAUAUUGCAGGACGGGAAAACGUCGCUGAUGUGAACGCUUGUAUUGACAGGAUAGGGGUUCGAAAAAAAAUAUUGACAUCCAAAAUAAUCGCACAACAAAAAAAGCUCCCGGUGUGAAAGGACCUUUACUCUAAAAUAGUUCCUUUGCCUAAUCACAAAGUAUAGUAUCAGCACUUCAAUCACAUAGCUUACAUUAGUAUGUAUGCAUUUCCUUUUUAAAGCUGUUCGCCAGUUGGGUUGUGGUCAUCUUAGAGUCACUUGUGGACAUUAUGAGGGAGUGCACACUAACACAGAGCAACAAUCAACAGUUUCCACAGAGUUCAGUCAGUGGUGUCUGUGACAAACCAAGUCUGACAUCUGUUCAUUAAAAAAGGCACAAAGAGGUGGUUAGUAGCGGUGCUACUCCGUGUGCUACAUUGGCGACCCUGUUCGUGUCUCACUAAUUAUAGCAGGCGUAUGUAUUUCAGGCUGUAGAGUAUUUAUACCCGUCCCUCAUCACACUUUCUCAGUCUGAAGCAGGCAUGUUGACUGACUUAGACAGGCUCAGCGAGAUCUCAGGAGGAUGGCAGCGUUACGUCUGAAGUUUAAAAUGAACUGAGGGUAUGAAUAAAAAAUUCACUUUAGUCAAAGUAGUAAAGCCGGUGAGAGCUGAUUUUAGAGUAAUCAUAAGACGCCAUGUUUUCUCAGAUUUUACUCCUAGAAAUGCAGAAGUCUUAUUCAUAAAAUAAGAUUAUUAUCAUUUUUGUGUUUAGGUUUUUAGCAGAUGAAGUCUGCUACAGGUGCUCCUUAGUCAGCCUCCCAAAAGUUUGUCUGUGUGUUUACUGUUCUGUAGAUACUUAAAAACAGUUAAAGGCACCUAAAAUGCAUAUCCACAUAAAUAACACCGACCCACAAUACUGGUGAUAAUGAGUUAUGAUUACCGAAAGUUUUUCUUCUCUCUCAUGCAGUAAAGCAUCUGUGAUCAACACUGCCAGUAUCGUGUUUCUUUAAGACUCUGUGAACAACUAUCAUCAGGAAUCAAUUAUUCCUGUAUAGCUUUAUUCAUUUUCUUCAGCACUCAUUUGAACCUGGAGAUACUUCCUCUAUCAUAGUUGUUAUAAAAGCAUCUUAAUUUGCAGUAAGAGAGAAUGUUGCAACACUUAGCUCGAGUAACUGAUUACAUAAAUGAACGGAUAUAUACCAUAAAGCAAGCUCAACAAUACUGUAACACUGGAAAUUUCUGACCCCAUGCUUUAAUGGUGAUUUCAGCUUACAGGCUGCAUCAUUUAUCAGUGCAAAAAAAGGUUAAGGGCAUUUUUUUUUAAAUAUAAGCUGUAAUCGUUUUCUUCUACUUGAAACUGUAGAUUCUAAAACUAACCAUUUUCCAGCUCAAUAUGAUAAUGGCAUAUAUUGUAAUAAACAAGGCCUGCAGUAUUUAAGUAGUAGGUUGAAGUAUAAAGAUGAAUAUGCUGUUUUCACCCCAAAAAAGGUUUAUUUUGAUUUCUUUAUAGUCUUAGUUUUGGGUGUAGUACCUCCAUUGCAGCUUCGUUCUUCAAGGCUGAUUUAACUGCAACUAAACCGUGACAGAGAGGAAAGAGAGGCUUUCUAUUAUUUAAAAAGUUAUCAGUCACCACUACCCGCUGACGGCAUACCCUAUGGGUUUUCGCGCCCCACGUUUCGAGGCUACAGUCCUUGUCACAGUGGUCGCUGGUUUGAUGCCCAGCUGGCGGCGACCCUUUGCCCCACUCUCAGCUCCCAGUGUUUGCUGUCUUUCACCAGCUGUCCUUUCUAAUAAAAGAAAAAUGCCCUAAAACACACUGCUUUAAAGAUGACUUCUUAGAGUGGUUCUCUAAGAGAUGAUACGGCUCUGUAAAAUCUGAAAUUCCAUCUUUUUAUUCUGUAAAUAUGAAAGAAAUGUAAAAGAUUCUGCCUUUUCAGGUCACUAAUAAUUAAAGAUUUAUUUCCUUUCUAAUUCGUUUUACAUUUUUUUUGUUCAGUCGCUUGCACUUCAAAAUAAAAUGAUAGUUUUGCAAGGAAGGCAAUAAAGCAACUUCAACAUCAGACAGAAAAAAUAUCAAAAUAAAAGCAUACCAAAAAAAAAAAAAAAAAAAGGUUUUAAGAGGCGAUGUCUCCUCUAAAGAAGUGUCAGUUUCACAACCAGAGAUGUGAAUGAAAAUGGUAAAUUUUAACCCAAUUAGAAAGCAGUUGUUAACUCUGGUAACUUCGCCUUGCUGGUCUGUGUAAAAUUCUUUUGAGUUAUACUUUAAUAAAUGUCAGUCAGUGAUUCCUGCCGGGUGUAAUUUGGCUCAGUUGGUGGUCAGCAUUUUACACAUGCUGUAACUGCACUUCGCUUAGUUUGUGGUGUGGUUUAAGUGCUGAUACAGGUUAGCAGUAUUUCCCCUGAGGCAGCAACAGUAGAAGGAACAGCAUCACAGUAACUGAUGCUGCGCAGCAUUGUCUCUUUUCAAUCCAGAAUAGCUGAAGUCCAAAGUUUCAGCUGUGAGCUGUUUCUGUGUCGCCUGAGGCCGUUGUCCAACAGGUUGAAGUGUGGUGUGCCACGUUGUUGCUCCCUGUUUGCUCAUCUCUUACUUGCACGUCACGUGAUCAGAGUGUUAUAACAACCUUUGUGGCUAGAAAAUCUCAUGUCGUCGUAUUGUGAGAGUAUCUCAAAUGUGUAGCCAUGCCACAUACAAUAUCCUUUUGAGGGUUUAUUUAGAUUUCUGUGUGAAAGCCUCCAGUAUUUGUGUCUUUAUCCUAAACUGACCUCAAAGUCAUCAGGUUGAUAUGAUUACAGCGAGUCUGCUGGUGUCUGUGAUAAGAGCUGUAUCCCUGACAUUGGUGUAUCAUUGAGAAAUAACAGACCCUUGAUAGAGACCAUUGAACUAAUAGAGUGAAGUACUCAACAGGCAUGUGAUAGGUUUAAAAUAACAUCAAUCCUGUCGCACAUGAUAACGAAGAAGACCUAAAUAAUAUCUUCAUUUUGAGCUCCUAACGUUUUAUAAUUAUCCUUUCCCUUCAACAGGCUGAUCAGCUGACUGAGGAGCAGAUUGCCGGUGAGUGCACCUUGUUUGUUUACUGCUGUUUGCUUUUUAGCUUCAGUAGCUGCGUUACUCACCAGACUUGUUCAGAUAUGGCCCCGUCCUUUCCACGGAUUAUGGUCUAAUCCUGCUCACUAGUUUGCUACCGCCACAGGACGCGACAAGAUAAUUGUUCCAGUUUUGAGCCAGAUUCCUCCCCCUCCGGCAAAAGUCAGCGGGGGGUUAUUGGGCCAAAAGUCAGAAGAGGGCAAUAGGGCCAUUCGAUUACUGAAUGGUUCCUCCGGGAUGAUGCUGUGGUGUUUGGUGUAUUAAAAGGGAUUUUUUUUAAAGUUUGACUGAAUUAUGGGGGAGAGAAUAUGAUCGUUAAUAUACACGUUUAUUUUUGACGGUUUCAAGGUUCUGUAGGAAUUCAGGGAUGUCGGUUUGGAGUCCCACAUGCUUGUUGAUUUGGAAUAAUAACACACAGGCACUGUUACAAUUGAAUAUGUUUCUGCAUGAUGGAAAAACAAACACAGUAAGGUGUCUGGGUCAACAAGAACCUGCACGGUUUAUGAACUCUGUUAUUUUUAACCCAACAGAGUUCAAGGAGGCAUUCUCGCUGUUCGACAAGGACGGCGAUGGGACGAUCACCACCAAGGAGCUGGGGACCGUGAUGCGCUCCCUGGGGCAGAAUCCCACUGAGGCCGAGCUUCAGGACAUGAUAAACGAGGUGGACGCUGAUGGUAAGGAUGAAGUCGCACUCAGACCAGACCUCAGCCGAUCGCAGUGACCUGAAGGAUCCCUGUGAUUAAACAAUGUUCUUUGGGAGGCUGCCACGUCUGUGUGUGUGUGAUUGUUACAGCUCAUUAACUGUACACACUUUUUACAUCAUGGCAGACUUUGGUUUGACGGGAAUGAUGCCAGAAAGAAGUUUCUCUGCUGUGAGGGUCUAUAAGGGACUGAAGACGUCAUACUGUCUGUGAUUAAUCCCUGAUAAACAUCUAUCUAAUCUUAAUCACUUAGACCCUUAUUUUAACACUAGGGAAAGUGACGGAUGACAGAUAUAAGUCACAGAUAUCUGGAAACACUUGAUUAAGCGAGACUAAUGAGACUGUGCAUAGACAUCAUAGGGAUAUGAAAACCAUAUAGACUUACUCCCAAUUUUCACCGAUCCGGAACGGCUCUGACCCGGAACAGCAGCGAUAUUCGCCGUCCGCCAAUUUCUACCGGAUCUGUUGGUGAGGUGAAUUUCUUGGCGGAUUACGGACAGCCACAGAGUCUAACCACAUAAGCAGUAGAUUGUGUCCUUCCAGAGGAGGAAAUCCACCGCUAGACUUCUAUAAUCAGCAUCUCCUCAUCCAUGGUGUCAUUGGGAUGAAAUGUUGUCUAUAAACCUUUCACUUGUUCGUCCCCGCCCAUUUGCAUGUGUGAAAUACGAUCCGCCUGAAACACGGAGCGUUCAAAAAAGAAGCCGGUUUGUUUUGUUUUAUCUUUCUUUUCAGCACAGGUUAAUCUGUGUUAAUCUUGCGAUCGGCUGUGGAGUCCAGCGAUCCGCAGCGGAAUGGAAAGAAGCCGGUGGACAUUGACACAUUAACUUUAAUGGUUACGAUCAGCUGUGAUCGGCAGAUAUGGCCUUUUCGUAGCUGUUCCGGAUGUGGUGGAAAUUGGGGGUUAAAUAUCUAAAUUAUAAACUGUGUUGAUGAUUGUGUUGUUAAAAUUUAAAUUGUUUUGAUUUGCUGCAAAACUACAACAUAAACGUUUUUUUCUUAUUUGGUGAGUGGCUGCGCAGAAUCAGCCGACUGGAAGACAAAGAUGGAGCAAGUCAUAAACAAAAACUUAAAUGAUAGACAUUCAUGGAAGAUCCUACUUACCAUGAAUCACAAAGCUUCAUGUCCUCAAAGGCCACCAACACUUCAUUGUCAGAAAAGCUGAGCCAAGGGAGUGAUUUGGUCAAUUUAGGAGUCUGACUGCAACAUAUCUCUAAAUACUCUAUGCACUGUGCCUUUAAUUCUCAUUCUAACCUGUGUGUACUCAUGUGGCUGUGUAGGUAAUGGGACCAUUGACUUUCCUGAGUUUCUGACCAUGAUGGCCAGAAAGAUGAAGGAUACAGACAGUGAGGAGGAGAUCCGAGAAGCCUUCAGAGUCUUUGACAAGGUAGGAACAAACACCUGUAUGUUUUGAAUGUUUAGGUAUGAUAUUGAGCACCAAAGCAGUCCUCUUGAGUCCACUUUUUGACCCAGUAAUCAUUUUUGCUGUUGCUGGAUUAGAAUCUACUACGUGCUGGCAGGCAUGUAAUAAGCAUUAGCGCUCAGUCCAUGUGAGGUUAGAAGAAGUCCAGUCCAUCUAAAUGAAUGUAAUUAAAUUUGUGUCUGCAGGAUGGAAACGGCUACAUCAGUGCAGCAGAGCUACGGCACGUCAUGACCAACCUGGGGGAGAAGCUCACUGACGAAGAGGUGGACGAGAUGAUCCGUGAGGCCGACAUUGACGGUGACGGCCAAGUCAACUAUGAGGGUGAGGUGUUCGUUUAGGUUUUGUUUCAGAGAACAACAUGAUUAUUUUAAUUUGCUGAUCAUGUGCUGAGAAAUGAUGACACAGUUAAUACAACCCUGAAACUGCUUGGUCAAGUCGACCGUGAUACGAAAAAAUGACGCAAUAUUGAAGGACGGGAAAACGUUGCUGAUGUGAACGCUUGUAUUGACAGGAUACGGGUUCAAGAAAAAGUAUUGACGUCUGAAAUAAUCGCAUGAAAAAAACACUCCCGGUGCAUGAGGACCUUUAGCGUGUCGGUCUGAUUGCAUUUCCAUGAAGAAUAUCCCUUUAAGAAAUGUCAUGUUUGCAUGGUUGACAUGCUGCUGACAGUUAUUUCGUUAUAUUGUUAUUUAAAACAACAGAUCAGUUUAAAGCCUAAUCUAAGACUUAACUGUGCAUGUCAAAGUCCCGAUUUAAGCGAUGGUCAAAGGUUUACGUUUUGCCUUUUUUCUUUCCACAGAAUUCGUCCAGAUGAUGACCGCCAAAUGAAGAGAACAAUGAAAUAUCUCUCAACAUUGCUUGUCCUCCUGAGAUCAAUGUCUUUAAGAACCAAAAAAGGAACAAUUCAAAAUGACAAACCAAAUCCCCCCCUUUAAGAAAAAAAUCACUUCUGUAAAAAUUUCCUAUUUGUGCUUCAGUGCAGCCAAGUACUUCUAAGGUAUCUGUUUAGCAAACACCGACAGAAUAAUCCCUAGAGAAGUUAAUGGACCAAGCUUUUAAAGGGCCGAAGCCCCGUACUUCAGACCAAGAUUCUGCUGAGUCACCCAGCUCCUGAUUAAUUUUGAGGAAAGAGCAACAAUGAAAAAGGCAGUGGGAUGGAAACCCAUGCCCCAGUUUGUACACAGAAGUUAGCUCAUUUAACUCUUUGGAUAUUAUAUUCGACAUAGAAAACUGACUCACUUGCACUCGUGGCGAUUCUUUGAAUACUGAAUUGAGUACUCUUCUUGCAUGCACCCUUUCUGUGGCGGUCUCUUGUCACAACAAGGAGGCUCUGAUCCAGUCAGAGGUAGUGGUCAGAUCGUGUACACACUGGAGGUAUAUACAUUAUUAUAUAUCUAUAUAUCUGUAAAAUUUGUGUCACUAUUGAUUAUUGCAAGAGCAAAUAGUUGCGGUGUUGGGUGUGCAUUGGUGCUCAGUCGAAGUGGAGCAUUGAAGAGUUCGGACGAGAAGGACAGACUGAAUAUGGUCGGUGGUUUCUCCCUCUCGGGGUUGUUCCAUUGUCUUGUUUUUGGUGGUAAGCUUUACGUUGCUCACAGCACUGAGUGGAGACGGCAGUAAGUUGUUUUUCUUCAGGGUGAUGGUUAUGCAAACACACGUGAGGACUGCAGUUGAUACCUUUUUGUUCUUCAGAUAUCCUGAUGAUACUAUAUUGAUGUAAUGCUUUAUAAAUGUGUUCUCAAAUAUUACUGUAUUGAUGACAAACUUUGGUCACAAAAAUAUAUCUAUAAGUGUGUCGUAAAGUUUGCUUUGCCUAUCGUUGUAGUAAAUGACCUGUGACAUGUUUUCUCUUUGGUUUUGAACUGUGCCAUAAUACUCUUGAACGCCUCAACCUUUCCUGCAAGACUCGUAGUCCAUUAGAAAAUAAACCUACUAAAUAUAAUAUAAAAUACAUGCAGUUGAACAUAUUUGCACUUUGGUAUAAACCACGUGGAUAUUUAAAAAUGUUUUGUUCAAAAAUAAGAAAAAGAAAACCAAAUGUCACUGUUACUGCUGCUAUGACAACUCAUUUGUUACACAUUUGUUGUCCUUGUUGGUGUCUGAUCUUCAAUUUGUAGUCUGGUGAUUCAAACUUAAACCUGCUUGCUGUUUUACUGAACAGAUAAAAAUACUGUAUAUUCUAAAACACAUACAUAUGGAAGUGAUCUGUUACAUUUGGGCAAAUCAGAAUGGGACUUUAAGUGUGGGGGUGAAAUGGGUGUAGCAAAAAGAGAAGGAAAAAAAAGUCGGAUGUGAGAUUGGUCGCAGAUUAAGGUGUUUUGGAAAGGCUGGGUAAAUUUGAGAAGUGUGAAGUUGAAACACUGCUCUGUUGAAGGUGCUUUACUUGGUUGUCAUUGACUCAGAUGAAUGGAAGUAAAUGGGAAACGGACUGUUAACUUCUGGAGGUGUCUCAAAUAUGUAAAGAUGUGAUAUAUUUUCCAUAAAUCAAUAAACUGACUGAGCUUUACCUCACCUGCAUUUCAUUGUCA
Molecule: messenger RNA, 10087 nt
Organism: Xyrichtys novacula (pearly razorfish)
Lineage: Eukaryota; Metazoa; Chordata; Actinopteri; Labriformes; Labridae
Source: the annotation of a GenBank genome assembly